AUGGCAUCCAAACUCCACGAACAGUACGACCUCGCCAUCUUCCAGCUUGCCUUAUACAUCUUGAUCACUCCCUUUACUUUGUACGCCUUCGUCAACGCAUGUACCACGAGGAGAGCCUGCGCCGUCAAGACACGCAAGUCAUCAGGCACCUUCCUCUUCUCAAAUCUCGGCUUGAUUGCCCUUCAUGUGGUCGUCAGCGCACCCGCCGUGCUGGUCGGUGUCGGCGCGAGCAAGUUCUUCACCAGCUCCAACUUCUCGGACGCAUAG
Messenger RNA from Zasmidium cellare ATCC 36951, 267 nucleotides. RefSeq lists its product as uncharacterized. The record is from RefSeq and is a predicted model, not a curated record. The transcript is spliced from 2 exons. NCBI's taxonomy places the organism in Eukaryota, Fungi, Ascomycota, Dothideomycetes, Mycosphaerellales, Mycosphaerellaceae. The coding region runs from base 1 to 267 and encodes 88 amino acids.